Molecule: messenger RNA, 2575 nt
Organism: Diachasma alloeum
Lineage: Eukaryota; Metazoa; Arthropoda; Insecta; Hymenoptera; Braconidae
Product: leucine-rich repeat-containing G-protein coupled receptor 5A-like
Exons: 1
Coding region: 1-1311 (436 amino acids)
Cellular component (GO): extracellular matrix
Molecular function (GO): protein binding
Source: RefSeq, a predicted model, not a curated record
AUGCGCCUUCGCGUGUUGAUACUGUUAAUAGCUUCUCUUUCAUUUAUAAAUGGUGAAGUUACGGAGUCGUCACUGUGCGAAGACAGCGAUGAAUACUUGGAUAUGACGGACCGUGGUCUUCAACGCAUCGAGAAAGAAUUCCUUCAAAAUUCUUCCUAUUCUUGCAUCAAUCUAUCAGGCAAUGGCAUAACAGAAGUAGAAGAAGGUGCCCUAGAAAGUAUGACAAAAUUGCAAUACCUAAAUCUGACUGGAAAUAAGCUGUCAUUACAAUUUUUAUCGACUUAUGGACACCCGACGGUGAAAGUUUUGGUGCUCGACGAAGCGUUUGCUGAUAUUCAUCUUCCCAAACAUAGAAACAAAGGAAUUUUUCUACCAAUUUUGCUGAAGUUUCCAAGACUGAAACACUUGUACCUGCGUCGAAAUAAAUUCGAAAGAAUAAUGAUCCCGUCAUGGUCAUGCAGUUUUCCUCAGAUCACACAUCUUUAUUUAGAUGACAACAGACUUCAAUCCACGAGUUUUUUAACAACGCUUCCGGCGACAUUGACUCAUUUAUAUCUUCGCAACAAUAGUCUGACGGUUUUUACGUCUGGAUCCCUCGAUAAUCUCAAAGUGCUGAACGUAGACCAUAACAAUCUGCAAGUUAUAGGUAAAAACGAGUGCCGCCGACAAAGGAUAUACUUGAAGAGUGCAAUCAAUUUGGAAAAAUUGUCGUUAUUCAAUAAUCUUUUGUAUCAAGUGGAAGAAGGCGCAAUGGAAAAUCUGACGAACUUGAAGUACUUGGAUUUAUCGGAUAACUUUUUAUGGAACAUACCUCCGCGGGCAUUCCAAAAUCUCUCGAGUCUGUUAGAUCUCAAAUUGAAUAAAAAUAAUUUGACGAGUGUUCCAAAUCUCUGUAAUUUGCACAAAUUGAAAUCAUUGCAUUUGGGGGACAACGCGAUUGAGUAUAUCAAACGAGAGACCUUCUGUAACUUGAGACAUUUAAGGUACGUUGAUUUGAGUUAUAAUGCCAUUACUAGGAUUGAAUCUAGCGCUUUCGAUAUGAUGAGGUCGUUGACAACAUUGGAUCUUUCGUGGAACUACAUCGAGACAUUUUCAAGAGUCGGGCUUACUCGGACCAACUACCGUCUGGAAGACAGCAUCAAUGUAUACUUGGACAUGGCGAACUGUAGUCUUCAACGCCUCACGGAAUACUUCCUCCAUCAUUCGUUCUACAUUUGCAUCGAUUUGUCAGGCAAUAACAUACAAGAAGUAGAGGAAAGUACCAUAGGAAGCAUGACAAAAAUUAUAAUGGUCAAAUCUGGUUGGAAAUAAGCUGUCAGCCUAAUUCUAUACGCACGAAAAAAUUUAAUGGAAAAACCUAGCGAACUCGCUACUCGAGCCUAUUGGAUUCCUAUUGAAUUGUGUAGAAUUGAUUUGUAUUAGAAAAUAUUUUAUAGAAAAAGUCAGUAGAAUUAUAUUUUUCUACACAACUUAUUUUAUUAAGAUGUUUCUCUACUAUAGCGAAUGGGCGCUUCGCACCUGACGCUAGAUUGGUUUAUACUAUUCUAUUUUUUUUUCCAUUUCCGUCUUCGCAAUUAGAUUAAUUAAAUUUUAUCCAUUUUUAUUUUUAUUAUAUGUAUGUAUAUAUCUUUUCUUCAAUUCACAUGUUACAAUAUUGAAUGUAGAAGAAUUAUGUUAGAGAUCAAUAAGAAGUGCUUUUUUUGUGAUCAAAACAAAUACCCCCCAUUAUAGUUUCAAAAGUUCCCUUGCUCGGGUUAACAUAAUCGAGAGCGCGCAAUGUGAAUGUCGCUACGAUUCACAAUAUUUGAACUACGUAAUAUGGCAGUGUCCCAUACUUGAUGAAAGUAGGAAAAAGUUCAUUGCAGAUCUUGUAAAAGCUCGAGCUGGGACUCUUCCGUUUAAUAUUGAAUCAUUCCUAGCAGAUAUUCUGUUCCAGCAUUACUAAUUAUUUUCAAUUAUACCGUCAAAAAUGACAUUAUCGUUUAAGUGGAAACCGAAUCUAUUGUAUACAAUAUUUUUUUAGCUUAUAACCCCAUUGAAGGGUUGAGAAAGCGUAAAUAAAAAAAAAUAUAUAUCCAAAACAAAAAUCCUUCCAAAUCUUAUUAGGGGAAUAUAAAAAUUUCUUCAUGUAUUCCUGAAAAUUGUUAAAAUUUAUUGUUGUCGAAUAAUGAAAGAAUACCCAUAAAUUUCCAUUCCUUUCCUUGUGUUUUGACAGAAUGCAUCGAAUUACAUAAAUGUCAAUGAAUUUCGAAAAUCACGAAUUGGAGACUGAAAAUUUUUAAAAAAGGAUGAUCGGCUAGAAAAUGGAGAAAACUUGUUUGUCUUCAUUUCUGUCAGUGGAAAUUUGGAAUCACUGUUUUUUCUUUGAAUAUGGGCGGGAUAUGAAUAUUGUGGAAUUUUAUGAUCUAAUUUUAACGAGAACAAAUGAAAAAAAUGCAAAAAACGUAGGCGGCAAGAAAUUGAAAAAAAAAAUUUUUUCAAUGUCUCCGGAAAGUUUUAAAAUCGAUAUAUUUUUUCGAAUAAUGGAAGAAUACACAUAAAGUAGAUUUCUAUCCUUGUUUUCUGAUAGAAUGAA